Messenger RNA from Acanthocheilonema viteae, 1581 nucleotides. NCBI's taxonomy places the organism in Eukaryota, Metazoa, Nematoda, Chromadorea, Rhabditida, Onchocercidae. The record is from the annotation of a GenBank genome assembly.
AUGCGAUGCGAUCAUUUCCUUCAAAUUUAUUUUAAACGAGAGUUACUUCUUUUCCUCAUUUUCCAGAAGAUCAAAAGUUGGGAACAACUGGCAGAGAGUGUAAUUCGACCACAAAGUGUUGUUCGUGAAAAACUAUUGGAUGGUGCUCUAAUUUGGCCAGUAAAUGCGACAAAUUAUAACUUUUCAAAACGAUUCAAUUCUAUCAAAAAUAAUGCAGCCGAAAUUCGAACAGAUUUCCGAACAAAACUGGUUCCACUGCCUGAGUCAUUUCAAACCGUGGAUAUUCGGUUUACAGCGUCUCCAAUGCAUCCGUUCGAAUCUGCUUUAUCGCAAAAUGAAGGAAAAAAAAUAAAAGAAAAUGCCAAAAAGAACCGAAAGCAAUCAAUUCUGUUAACUGGAGGCAUUAAAAAUUCCAAGAAUGAUAAAAAAAUGCUUCAAGAGAAUUCAGUAGGAAUAGUAGAUCGAGAAAACGAAAAGUCAUUUGGAUCAGAAUUUGUGCCAGCUACUGAAUUUUGGAGCCGGAAUAAUCAGAUUUUAGAAACAACCAAUCAUUUCGAAAAAGAAAAGCAAAUUUUUAAUAAGAUGAAUUUUCAAAGGCCAAAAAACACUGAAUAUCGAAACACUGAAGCAAAAUUUGUUGCAAUGGAUAAACUGGAAAGUAUGGGAAGUGAAAAUCAACGAUAUGAACAAGCCAAUUUACUCAAUUCGAAAAAAAGCAUCAAGCCUAUCUUAUCAAUAAGUGAAACAGAAGGUGAUGGUGAUGAUUUUGAUUUGUUGAUGAAUCUGGAAUCAAAUUAUCCUCAAAUGUUGACAUCAAAACCACAAGUUUGGUCUGAUACCAUGCCAUUUACUAAUGAAAUAAACAAACAUAUUGAACAUGGCAAACAAAAACAAACAGGAUAUCAAAGUUUGAAUCCAGAAUGCAUUACAUGUACCGUAAUCAGCAAUCAACCAUGGAACCCAUUGAAUACUAUUGCACAACCAGGAAAAAUUUGGACAUCUGAAUAUCACAUACCGAUGAUAAACCGGUUCCCAGCUCCAGCAUCACAAUAUCAACCAAACUACCAACAAAAUUCUGUAGGCUGGGAUCAGGCAUUCAUGUUCCAAGGACCAAUAGGUCAAUUUGUCACACCAAUUACACCCAUAAAUGGUAUUUUCGAUAAUUUCAUGCAUUUGAAACCAUCCACUUUAAAUAUUCCAUGGAUGCCAAAUCGAGGAGCAACAACUAUUAAUCGAUCAUGGAGUGCACAUAAUAUUAAAACCCCUACAAAUCCCGUAUAUAUCGGAUAUGCUGAAUCAUCUUUACCUGCCUUACGAACUAUUCCUCUGCCAACAGCUGCAUCAAUUUCACAAACUGAUCCAUCUUUUAAUGAUUUUCGCUCUUACAAUAAAUUACCGCUAUUAUCAACAAUGACAACCAUGAAAGCAAACUACCAGAAGAUUGAUAGCGGAACUGGUGUUUACAAUAAUCAGCAGCAACAAAAAAAUCCGCGAACUCAUCUUGAGAACAGCGUGAAUGUCCGCGACUUGAUUGAUUGCUGUGUUCGAGUAACAUCGGUUAAAACUACAACGAGGAUAUGA